Saxophila tyrrhenica is the source of this 1305-nucleotide messenger RNA. RefSeq lists its product as uncharacterized. Gene Ontology annotation, biological process: GPI anchor biosynthetic process. NCBI's taxonomy places the organism in Eukaryota, Fungi, Ascomycota, Dothideomycetes, Mycosphaerellales, Extremaceae. Gene Ontology annotation, molecular function: glycosyltransferase activity. The transcript is spliced from 2 exons. Gene Ontology annotation, cellular component: Golgi membrane. The coding region runs from base 1 to 1305 and encodes 434 amino acids. The record is from RefSeq and is a predicted model, not a curated record.
AUGCGGCAUCGACGACCCCCAAUGCGCCUCGUCUUCCACCUAACACCCCACCGCAUCGCUCUCCUGACCUUCCUCGCCUUCUACCUCAUCCUCAUCUGCGACGUACGUCACUGGUCCUGGCGAGAUCCUGGCUCCUACUUCUUCAACCCCGAACAUGCCUUCGACCGGGUGUACUCCCUGAGGCGGGAGACUGAGGCUGAGAACUACAUCACCGCAUCCUCUGCGACGGGCGCCGGCAACCACCACGUCGCCAAAGCAGGGCCGAGUCCAUCUUUGUGCGUGGGUGUCCCGACUGUGCAGCGGGAUGGGACGAGGUACUUCCGGCGGGCGCUGGGGUCGGUGUUGGAAGGGUUGACAGUGCAGGAGAGGGAGGAUUUGUUCGUGAUGCCGUUUAUUGUCAAUGUGGAUCCCGAGCAGCAUGAGGCGUAUAACGAGCCGUGGCUGGAGAAGCUGGUGGAUCAGGUUCUGACGUACAAAGAUGCUGGGGACGAAGCGGUGGGAAGGGUGAAGGAGUUGAUGGCUACCGAUGUAGACAACAAGAAGAAGGCGUUGUUCGACUACACGCACUUGCUCCGGACUUGCUAUGAGAUAAACACGGCCUGGACGCUGAUCCUGGAAGACGACACAGUAGCCGCGGACGGCUGGUACCAACGAACUAGUAACGCUCUUCGCCAGCUUGAGCACAAUUCUGACUUCGACAAGGCGCUCUAUCUCCGCCUAUUUUACAACGAGCGCCUUCUCGGCUGGAACGGCGAGGAAUGGCUUUCCUACACCAUCCGCACCGUGCUCUUCAUCGCCUCCAUCUUCGCAGCCUUGACCCUGGCAUCUCGCCACCUCCCUUCCGGAAGAGACAUCUGCACCCCGCUUACAAUCGCCACAAUCACCCUCCUCAUUUGUCCCAUGCUGAUAAUUCUCUUCUUCCUCGCUGGUCGGCUCACAGUCGCCGGCCCCUCCACCGGCCUCAACCGCAUGGAAGCCUACGGCUGCUGCUCCCAAGCCUUCGUCUUCCCCCGUCCCCAGAUCCCCGACCUCCUGACCUGGUACGAACAGCACUUCGAAAAACCAUACAUAGAUCCUGUGACGCAUACCGAACAGACGCAGGUGGAUUCGUUAACGGAGGUGUGGGCGGAGGAGAAAGGGUUAGGGCGGUGGGCAUUGACGCCCAGUGUUUUCCAGCAUGUGGGCGGGAAGAGCACGAAGCCGAUGAAUGCGGCGCAGUGGGGGAGGACUAAUGUGGAGAACAUUUGGAAUUUUGGGUUUGAGAGGUUGGAUGGGGAUAGGUUGAGGAAGGAGCAUGUUGGAUGA